AAAAAAUACAUAAUCUCAAAAAUACAAAUUAGAUUCUAUCUGGACAUAUUUAAUAACCUGUGAAGUACAUUUGCAUUUCUGUUAGAGAUUAGAAAUAUUCACCUAAAUAAUUAUUUUGAAAAAGUCACUUCAUGAAAAAGUACAAUUCACGAAAACAGUGAGUUUAUAAUCCAGGUGUUUAUUGUAUGUAACACAACAAUACUUCAUGCAUUUACUUCCAAAUAAAUGUUGACAUUUUUUAUUUAAUUUCCGCCUCCAACCAGUAGAUGGCGCCAACGUUACAAGACGCCUCAGCCUCCAUUUGUUUGGACACCAUGGAGAUAAGCAACGUGCUUUAUAGUUUACAAUUGAAAUGAGCUGUGGCUCUAGCCGAGAUGCAGUCAAUUCGAAAAAACAGGGGGGCGGGGGGUUGGGGCACAAACUAAAAUUAUUCCCGGUUAAAUCUGUAUGAGCAAAGGUACACGAAGCUAAAGAUUCACUAAUGCAGGUGGAGCUCUGUUAACGACGAAUGGCAAAUAGCCGCUGGUGCGUGUAUGCGUGUGUCAACACGCCUUUAACAGCUCCCCACAGAAACACACCUAGUCAGAACCAAAUUGUGAGGAUAAAAGAGAAGAAACUGCCAUAUGUUCUCCUCCAAGGCUAAACGAAGAUGGCACUGCUGGUUGUUUCUUCUCUUCUGUGUCUGUCCUGUUGGGUCUCUUUCUACUUCUUCUUGUGUCACGUCAACGGAUCCAGGAGCUAUGAGUGGAACUGUCGCCUCGUCACACUGGUACAUGGUAUCCUGGCCGUCUGCAUCACGGCCUAUAUCGGCUACGUGGACGGACCGUGGCCUUUCAGUUACCCAGGUACUAAGAACACACCUCUGCAGAUCAGCGCCCUGGUGGUGAGCCUCGGCUACUUUAUCUUCGACAUGGCCUGGUGUGUGUACUUCCGCACAGAGGGUCCAGUUAUGCUGGCCCACCACACCAUGAGCAUCCUUGGAAUCCUGCUGACCCUGUGGUUGGGGGAGUCUGGCAUUGAGUCGUGCGCGGUGCUGUUUGGCAGCGAGAUCACCAACCCACUCCUACAGGCACGCUGGUUCCUCAAACAGACAGGACAUUACAGGUCACGGCUGGGGGACGCUGUGGACGUCUCGUUUGUGCUGCUGUUUGUGGUGAUGCGUAUCUUUGUGGGAGGCACAAUGCUGUACUGUGAGCUGAUCUCUCCCAGACCCAGAUUCUUCAUCAAGUGUGGGGGCGUGGCCAUGUACGUUCUAUCCUGGGUGUUCAUGGCAGACAUUGUCCGCUUCGCUCGGCGGAAAAGCAAGAAUUGGAACAAACACACGAGGCCACAACCAGAGCCUGUGGCAGUGAACGGUCAUGAAGACAAGACCAAGUGAUUUCUGACAUAGAAAUGUCUUUACAACAUGCACCGGACCAAGAAAAAAAUAAUUUUUUAUUUUAAGAAUUAAUUUUUAAAAAUGGACAUUUUUACAUUUCACUCAGCAACGCUGCUAAAUGGAUGAUAGACUGAAUAGGACACAGAGAGCACAGACCUCCAGCAACACAACAGUCCAUGUGUUGCUUUUGCAUUGUCAUUGACAGUAAAAAUGUUCUUUUUCCUGUUCAGCAAUCCAAUUUAAAUGGAUAAUUUAUAUUAUUUAGGAUUUGGUUAACAGAUUUACUAAAAGUGUGAAUGGUUGUUUGUUUGUAUCUGGACCCUUGAUGGACUGAGAUAGAGUUCAGUGUGCAAGCCCUGCCUUUGCCUGAUAAUUGUUGGCUCCUGCUCUCCCCACCACCAUGAAGAAGGAUUUAGUGGUUAUCGCAAAAAUAUGUGUCAAAUGUUCUCAGGGAGAUAUGGUCAAGACCUACAUUGUCAGUUCUAGUGAAAUGUGGGUGUUGUGUUCCCUUCCCUCUCUUCUUCCUUUUUAUAUAAGAGAAAAGUAUAUAUAUAAUUUUAUCCUAUAUUCUCCUAUACUUUUUUCAUUUCUCUUAUUUUUUUCUUUUCUCUUAUAAAAGAAAACCUGAACAGAUUUUCAUCUUGGUGACAUGACUGGGUUCUUAUUUUUAUUAUGGUGUAGCUCAUUUUUGACUGUGGGUGAUUUAUAGCAUUUAAUGUUGUGAUUGUUUUCGUAAUUCCAUCCUCCAGUACAAAGGUUUACACACACAGCAUGCAGUCACUAAAAACCAUCACGCAGUCUUCGGUCAUAGCACAGGGGUGUGCUACUCACAACUCAUGAAAAGCUCUAUGCCUGUUGCCAUUUACAUUUAUGCAUUUAGCCGACAUGAGGAGUAUUAAAGUAUAUGGCUUCACUCGGGUUCGAACGCCACAUUUCGCUGUCAUUUCUACUGCACCAUACUUCUUUAACUUGGUAUCAGUGUAGUAA
Messenger RNA from Cynoglossus semilaevis (tongue sole), 2365 nucleotides. RefSeq names its product TLC domain containing 5a (gene tlcd5a). The record is from RefSeq and is a predicted model, not a curated record. The transcript is spliced from 3 exons. The coding region runs from base 650 to 1378 and encodes 242 amino acids. Gene Ontology annotation, cellular component: membrane. Lineage: Eukaryota; Metazoa; Chordata; Actinopteri; Pleuronectiformes; Cynoglossidae.